This is a messenger RNA of Pollicipes pollicipes, 2760 nucleotides long. Its product is annotated as thioredoxin reductase 1, cytoplasmic-like. The record is from RefSeq and is a predicted model, not a curated record. Lineage: Eukaryota; Metazoa; Arthropoda; Thecostraca; Pollicipedomorpha; Pollicipedidae. Gene Ontology annotation, biological process: cellular response to oxidative stress; glutathione metabolic process; cell redox homeostasis. Gene Ontology annotation, cellular component: cytosol; mitochondrion. Gene Ontology annotation, molecular function: thioredoxin-disulfide reductase (NADPH) activity; glutathione-disulfide reductase (NADPH) activity; flavin adenine dinucleotide binding.
GCGGUCAUUCUGCUUGCCGCCCCGCGGCGAGAGGAGGAUGGCACCCACACCAGGCACUGACCCGGCUGCUGUGGCUGACAAGUUUAUCAAUGACAAUAAAGUAGCUGUAUUCAGCAAGUCAUGGUGCCCUUUCUGUGAAAAGGUGAAGAACUUGCUAAAGACCAACAACAUACCUUUUGAGGCAUAUGAACUGGACCUUUCUGAGGAUGCGCCGCUAUCCAGGACGCGCUGCUGGAGCGACGGCAACAAGACGGUGCCGAACGUUUUCGUCAACGGCCAGCACCUGGGCGGCUGCGACACCACGCUCCAGGCGCACGCCGACGGUCGGCUGCGGGCGAUGCUGAACGGCGGCGGCGGUGACGCCCAGUACGACUAUGACCUGGUGGUGAUCGGCGGCGGCUCCGGCGGCCUCGCCUGCAGCAAGGAGGCCGCCAAGCUCGGCGCCCGCGUCGCCGUCUGCGACUUCGUCAAGCCCUCGCCGCAGGGCACCACCUGGGGCCUGGGCGGCACCUGUGUCAACGUCGGCUGCAUCCCCAAGAAGCUGAUGCACCAGGCGGCGCUGCUGGGCGAGGCCGUGGACGACGCCGCCAAGUUCGGCUGGUCCGUCGAGAAACAGAACCAUAGCUGGGAGAAGAUGGUUCAGGCGGUGCAGAACCACAUCGGCUCGCUGAACUGGGGCUACAAGGUGCAGCUCCGGGAGAGGCGCGUCACCUACCUCAACGCCUACGCCGAGUUUGAGGACGAGCACACCCUAAAGACGACGGACAAGAAGGGGAAAGAGAAGCGGAUCACGACGCGGAGCGUGGUGCUGGCGACGGGCGGCCGGCCGCGGCUGCCCGACAUCCCGGGCGCACUGGAGUACGGCAUCAGCAGCGACGACGUGUUCUCACUGCCCAGCUCGCCGGGGCGCACGCUGAUCGUCGGCGCCAGCUACAUCGCGCUCGAGUGCGCCGGCUUCCUGCGCGGCCUGGGCCUCGACGUUACCGUCAUGGUGCGGUCUAUCCUGCUGCGCGGCUUCGACCAGCAGAUGGCCGACCUGGUGGGCGAGCAUAUGGAGAAGCGCGGAGUCAAGUUCAUCCGCCAGUGCGUGCCCACCAAGGUCGAGCUGCUGGAGGAGGGGCCUCCACGCAAGCUCAAGGUGACGGCGCAGCAGGGCGACCAGACGGUGGAGGGCGAGUACAACACGGUGCUCUUCGCCAUCGGGCGGUACGCCUGCACACAAAACAUCGGUCUCGAGAAGGUCAAGGUGGAGCUGUCGCCCAAGGACGGCAAGGUGGUGUGCACGAACGCGGAGCAGUCGAGCGUACCACACAUAUACGCCAUCGGAGACGUGGUCAGCGGGCGGCCCGAGCUGACGCCCGUCGCCAUCCAGGCCGGCCGGCUGCUGGCCAGGCGCAUCAUCAACGAGGCGUCCAUCCUGACCGAUUAUGACAACGUGCCCACCACGGUGUUCACGCCGAUGGAGUACGGUUGCAUCGGGCUCUCGGAGGAGGACGCCGUCAGCCGGUUCGGCGCCGACGACAUUGAGGUGUACCACCAGUACUUCACGGCGCUGGAGCACACCGUGGCCGAGCGCGACGACAACGGCUGCUACGGCAAGCUGGUCUGCCGCAUCAGUCAGGAGUACAAGGUGGUCGGCUUCCACGUGGUGGGGCCGAACGCCGGUGAGAUCACCCAGGGCUACGCCGUGGCCAUGCGGCUGGGCGCGCGCAAGUGGGACUUUGACGCCACCAUCGGUAUCCACCCGACGGUCAGCGAGAACUUCACCACGAUGAACACGACCAAGUCGUCGGGCGCCGACAGCAAGUCGGCUGGCUGCUGAGGCUAGAGUGGCUACUCGCCCGGCCUGGCCGCCGGCCGGGCCGGGCGGGUAGCGUAACCGGGGUGCACGGGUCGCCGCCGGGCGCCAGCGCGCGCCGUAUGACGGCGCGGCCCCAGCCCUGCGUGUCAGGAGGGCCGCGCCUGAGGAGGGCGGCGCCCGUCACCCCCACCGCCGGCACCAGCACCACACCUUCGCUCAGGAUCGGAAAUCGCCGCACGUCCUGCCACCUGGCGAACUCGUCCGCAGUUUCACCUGCCGCGGACGGCCGCUAGGCGGAUGCGUCGCACGGACGAGACUGUCCUCUCGGGCCCGUCGUUCAACGCGCGUCCUCCGAGUUGAGCCGUCCAGAAUGCGUCUCGAGCCCCGCUGUCCGAGGAGGGAUCUAACUCGUCGCACGAGACGGAGUCGGCUGUAGUUUUGAUUCAACUUGUCUGCGGUCAGGCGCUAGGUGAAUUACUGGUCAGUACAGCCUCACGCGACUUUGUACUCGGGCACGGUCUAGUGAGGGGCACACUGUCCUGUGGUCACACUCGUGAUUUUCCUGUCAUUUUACCUGACCGAUCUGGGAACACUGGUAUUGCAUAAUGAUCGAUGUGCGUGUGUGUGUUAUCACUUCCUUGCCUACUGGCUCGAUCUUGGACCAGAGCGUACUGCCGCCAGUUACCACGAACAACGGGGGUGCCUUGCCGUGGGUUGUGCAACCUCGGAGCCAGCGCUGUAUACUCAGCCGGUGUGGGGGCUGCGCGCACGCCUCCUGCGGGCGCCGCCGACCGUCAGCGCACCCUGGUGUUGCUCCCUGCCGCCGACUGUCGACCCCCUCGCCGCUGUGGACGGCGCUGGCACGGCACGCCGGCACGUACAGACACCCGGCCUAGAGCUGUCCUACUUGUUCUGUUUUACUGACUGGUUUCACGAAUAAAAUUUGAUAAGAAAAUGUA